UGUCGUGAUGCGGUGUUGGAUGAGAUGCGUCGUGGUGUGCCAAACUUGAUGUGAUGUGUCGGCUGAGGCUAGCUGCCAUGUGAAGACGACGUCAGCGAUGUCGGGAGUUGCCAUUCGCCGAUUGCUGUGCAACUCAGCGGCGCGCCUGCCAGUGUCGUGGGAAAUUCUCGGCUGGCCAGCCCCUGCUAGCGCUGGCCCACUGUUGGCCGUAGUGCCCACUGUUGGCCGUAGUGGCACUGCAGCUGUCAGCAAUGAAGCCGGGGCACAACAGCCUUGGCGUGAUUGUUGAUGAAAAGUAUCACGGCAGGCGGUACAAAGCACGAAUACGUGAAUCUAGCUAAAGCAUCCACGCCGCCGCAUUAUUGUU
Messenger RNA from Lasiosphaeria miniovina, 367 nucleotides. RefSeq lists its product as uncharacterized. NCBI's taxonomy places the organism in Eukaryota, Fungi, Ascomycota, Sordariomycetes, Sordariales, Lasiosphaeriaceae. The transcript has a single exon. The record is from RefSeq and is a predicted model, not a curated record. Bases 98 to 289 code for a protein of 63 amino acids.